Messenger RNA from Gloeophyllum trabeum ATCC 11539, 1335 nucleotides. RefSeq lists its product as uncharacterized. The transcript is spliced from 4 exons. The record is from RefSeq and is a predicted model, not a curated record. Bases 1 to 1335 code for a protein of 444 amino acids. NCBI's taxonomy places the organism in Eukaryota, Fungi, Basidiomycota, Agaricomycetes, Gloeophyllales, Gloeophyllaceae.
AUGCCUGUCGCGCUCACUUUCGGCUCAUUCGGUGACAUUGUCUCCCUGGUUCAGCUCGCUUCCUCCGUGAUAGCGAGAUUUAUCAGCACUCAAGGGAACUUGCAGCAGUACAGCGAGGUCCUCUUAGAACUCCAUGCCUUAUUGCAGUCCCUAGAAGUGCUACAGCACGAGCUGCAGGCUCCGCGAACGGCUGGUGCGUCCUCAGUUUCCUAUGACGUGAGACGCGACAUCGAAGCGCGCAUCGCGGCCUGUCGCGUUGCACUGGAGAAGAUGGAGAGGGGCAUCAUUUGGUACCAGGUGUGCCUAAGGGAGCGCCGCCCAAGGGAGUGGAGGGAACUCUGGCGUCGUGCUGGAUAUCGCCUUUUUGCUCCAGAGGAGCUCGAGAGAUAUAAACAAGAAAUCCAGAGGCAGCAUGCAUCGAUGAACAUUGCAUUAUUGAUGCUCACUCGGCAAACUCAGGAAGCUACGCACAGCCUUGUGGUUGCGGGCCGCUCGGUGCUCCAUGAAGUUCAUGCUACCGCAGAAUCGACCAGAUGCGAUGUGAAGCUGGUUCUGAAGACCGUUCUUGAGAUGGGCAAGCCGUCACCCCAUUUCGUGGGCUAUCCAUGGGAGGGCGGACGCGGCCCCCAUCAGCGAAUGAUUCUCCUCAGAGUUCCAUUCGGGUUGGAGUUCUGGAUUCCCGAAGAAUUUUGCGAGGACUGGCAGACCGUCGUGCGGAUGAUGGAAGCCGCACUUGAAGCACCCAUAAAUUCCUUACGAGAAGCACUUAUUCCUGACGACGCCUCUGUCUUCGACAUAUUUGACUUCCAUUAUACUUGGAGUUUUGACGCCGUGACCAGGAAAGACGUUUUCGCCUUCCUCCAUCCAGGUUAUCUGUCCGACUUCUCGGCUGGACGUCGCCGGACAAGACGGUGCGGCAUAGAGGGCGAGCGCAAGCAUAAUGGGGGGUUCGAACUGUCUGAGCGCCCGUUGGAGAGCGGCACGUGGAACAUCACACAGACGGACUACUUCCAAAUGACGAUGUACUGCACCUUCAACAAAGGGAUCAUAGACCCUUCGCAUGCAUAUUUCUACUGGACUGACCAUGGGAGGGAGCUGGCGAGAAUCCCCACCGGCGGAGUCAUGAUGGACAUAAUUCUGGGAUGCUUCCCAGGCACGCUCGACACCUUGUGUGACGUGCGUGUCCACCACACGUACCGCGCAUAUGGUCCCCCAAAGGGUCCGUAUGAUCUGUAUAUCGCCUUCCCCGGUGUCGAGAAGCGGCUUUCCAAAUUCGGGCGCGUUCAUGAAUUCGGACAUUAUUACUGGAAAAAUAAAAUUGAUAUUGAUAACUAG